AUGGGACGUGAGGAGCAAGGAAGGACUUGGUGCAUGGACGCAGCUCUUGAAGCCAGCUCGACCGCCACUCGACCAUCCGGUCGAGUUCCUCAACUCGACCGGCCAAGCUUCAACUCGAUCGAGCUGAGAAGUCAACAGUCAAACCCGAAAAAUGUGUAUGCGAACUCGAUCGAGUCGGUCAACAGAAGACUUGGUCGAGCUAGACUUCACACGGGUAGAAAGAGGAAGGCAAACUCGACCGAUUGGUCAGGAGAUGCUCCAAACCGCCAUCAACAGAGACAAGGGAUUGUUCCACCACCAGUGCAGAACCACAACUUUGAGAUCAAGCUGGGAAUGAUCAACCUUGUUCAGAACAAGAUGUUCCAUGGAUUGCCAAGUGAAGACCCCAUUGACCACCUUGAUGAGUUUGAUAGGCUUUGUGAUUUGACAAAGAUCAAUGGUGUCUCUGAAGAUGCCAUCAAGCUGAGACUCUUUCCUAUGUCUCUAGCUGACAAAGCUCACCAAUGGGAGAAGAGCUUGCCCCAUGGCACAAUCACCACUUGGGAUGAAUGCAAGAAGGCCUUUCUUGCUAAGUUUUUCUCCACCGGUCGCACAGCCAAGCUUAGAGGAGCGAGAUAUCCAGCUUCAUCAGCGAAACAAUGA
Messenger RNA from Microthlaspi erraticum, 642 nucleotides. The record is from the annotation of a GenBank genome assembly. Lineage: Eukaryota; Viridiplantae; Streptophyta; Magnoliopsida; Brassicales; Brassicaceae.